AUGGAAGAAGUAAAAGAAGUUGAUUAUAAAGAACGAUUUACUCAUCCUGGAGGACUUCCUAUUCAUGAAAAAAGAGUUUCUAGAUGGGACAGAAAAAUAAGAGAUGUAUUGCCAAACAUUCCUGUUCAUAUUCCUCCUUCAUUAGAUGAAAAGUAUUGGGAUACAUUGGCAAUAAGGAUUAGAUAUGAAGAGUUACAAUAUGCCCUUGGAACACACCGACUUGGACUAAAUACUGAACGAGAUAGAACACCAUCACCUCCAAAACAAUAUAAUGAAAAUCAACAAGAGAUAACAAGAGAAAUGAGAAGGGAAGAAAAAUUAAAAAAUGAACGUCUUUAUGUUGUUGAUAGAGCAAUUGAAAUAUAUCCAUCAUUUAGAAUUCCAGCUGAACUUGCUAAACCAAGUGGAAAACGAACAAAAAAGAUAUAUUUCCCUAAAGAUAGGCCUGACACUAAUUUUAUUGGUUUGAUAAUUGGACCACGAGGGGAUAAUCAGAAAAGACUUGAAAAAGAUAGUGGAGCUAAAAUUUCUAUUAGAGGUAAAGAUCCAAAAAAAUUAGGGAAAUUGUCAGGAUAUGGAGACAAAGACAAUGAAGACUCUCAUGUAUUUAUUACUGCAGAUACUCAAGAAGCUUUAGACCUUGCUUGUGAAGAAAUUACUAAAAUUAUUAGUGCACCUUCAGAAGAAAUUAAUGUACUUAAACAUAAUCAAUUAAGAGAACUUGCUCUUUGGAAUGGAACAUUCAGAGAAGACAGAGUUUAUGAAGUUGAACAAUACGAAAGUGGAGUCAAAUGUGGAUUUUGUGGUGAUAGUUCACAUGCUACUUGUGAUUGUCCAUUAAAGAAACAAAAAAUGAGUGAACACCAACUAGAAUUAGAGAGGGCAUUUGAUGAGUUUAUGGAAAAAAUACAACUUCAACUGAUAAAUUGA
Entamoeba histolytica HM-1:IMSS is the source of this 930-nucleotide messenger RNA. RefSeq names its product RNA-binding protein, putative. Lineage: Eukaryota; Evosea; Mastigamoebida; Endamoebidae. Gene Ontology annotation, molecular function: mRNA binding. Gene Ontology annotation, biological process: regulation of mRNA splicing, via spliceosome. Gene Ontology annotation, cellular component: nucleus. The record is from RefSeq and is a predicted model, not a curated record. The transcript has a single exon. Bases 1 to 930 code for a protein of 309 amino acids.